AUGGUUUGCCAAGCCUCAGGCGAAAGCUACCCGGAAAAGAUUUAUCUAGGGGUAAGCGCUUCGCCGGCCGAACUGCUCCGCUGCCGAUCCGGCUCGGGGCGUUGUGAGGAUCUGGAUGAGGAGAUCGAGGAGGAAGCGAGAGGAGCGCCGCCCAUCGCCGUGAACUGGACCUUCGGAGAGGCCGUCGCGCUCGGCGACGAUGUGACGCCCGGGCAGCACGCGCGCUUCCUGCGCAGCACGAACCGGCUCGUUCUCGAGGACGCCGAGGCUGCGUACCACGCGUGCGGGCGGCGCGUCGAGAGGGAAGGGGGCGUCGUGCUGUCCUCCAUUAGCUUCACGUGCUGCGUUCGGCCCGACCACGUGGAGGUACAUAGUGUACCGUGCAAUCGUGGCGGGUUGGACCCUCUGCACUCCCAUGUGUAG
This is a messenger RNA of Ectocarpus sp. CCAP 1310/34, 423 nucleotides long. Lineage: Eukaryota; Phaeophyceae; Ectocarpales; Ectocarpaceae. The record is from the annotation of a GenBank genome assembly.